This is a messenger RNA of Hydra vulgaris (swiftwater hydra), 839 nucleotides long. The record is from RefSeq and is a predicted model, not a curated record. Lineage: Eukaryota; Metazoa; Cnidaria; Hydrozoa; Anthoathecata; Hydridae.
CACAUUCUCUGCCUAUUGGUGAGGAUGAUUUAACUGUAGCAAAACAUCAUCAGGAUAUGUUAAUGGAAUAUCGUAAACUUCGUCCAGACAUGAGUAUGCUAAUUGAUCGCCAAAAACGUAGUUGGUUUGUGCGAGCAAAGGAUUUUGAUGGUCGAUUUCAACAGUCGAUCUAAAAGCUAAAUACCCAUGGCUCUGCUCUGCUGAAUUGCUUCUUAGUGAAAUGAAACUAAGAUUUGGCAAAGAUAUAGAUAAAGAGCUUCAUCAAUGGAUGAAGGGUAUGGAAGAUAAAAUCUUAACCUUGAUAAAAUUAAAGUGUAAAGACGGUUUUAUUUCUGAAAUAUUUGCUGAAAUUGAGCGUGAAAUUGAUGAAAGUACUAAAAAAGAUGCUACAUUAAAUGGAGCUAUUCUAAUGUUGCCAUGGUUAUUCAAAGAGUAUGUUGAAGCCUUGGUUACUUUUGAUAACACCCCAACGCUGAAUACACCUACUAUUGCAAUCCCCCGAGGUCAAAAGCUGACAUCAAAAUUUUGUUGUGCUAUAAUAGAUGGCCAAGAAAUAGUUGAACAUCAUAAUGAUGUUGAUAUCUCAUUAGGGAUGGCUUGUAUAUUUGCCUCCUAUUUUGUUUACAAUAUAAAAUACCCGGUUCAAUUAAAAAACACCUUGUUAUUUUAUGAGCACAUCAUAUUUGGCGUAUCAAACAAAGAAAUCCCUGUAACAAUUCGCAGAAUGGCAAAUACUUUGUACGAGGUUUAGCUAAUUUUACAAGGGAAUCUGAAUUAUGCAAAUCUUUAAUGGAUUUUCACGAGUUUGAAAAUAAAGCAAUUUUUGUAAAUUAUUUUGU